GUUCACCCUCUCAACCGUUUGAUUGUCCAGAAUCUCUCAUAGUAUACAUCCAAGGUCACUGUCACGCUGGUACAACUGGAGUUGCACCGCCGAUUUCUCUGCAAUUCGUUACCGGGACUUCAUUGUUUACACUCCUUGGGGUUCCGGAUCGAGGGUCCCACGCAAUACGAUAUCCCUCUUCCAACCCGACGGAAUCGAAACAACAAGAGACCCAAAUCUUGACCGACACCGUGCAACAUAUGGAGUUUGAUACUGAGGACUAGCGACGACUCUCCUUUCCGUUCAUACCUCUCCAUCCGUUCAUGGCAUCGCAAUAUUCUACCUACUCGCCGCGCUCUGCGCUGGGACACAAAGCUACUUCGCCAUCUCCCCUCAGACACGCUUCGACCGCAUCAUCUAAUUCCUCUUCCUCUGCAUACUCCGCACAUUAUCCUCCGAGCCGGACGAGCACCGUAUCCUCCCACAGCUCCAAUGGUAUGCACCAUGUUCUCCACACCACAGGACACGGACAUAAACGAGGGAUGAGCGAUGCGACCGGCUUGCGCAAUAUGGUAUCAAAAUCCGAAGACUAUUUCGGAACCGUCGACCAUAGCCCAUCCGAAACCUACCAAUCUGCGCGUCAAUCGCUCCGUCCGCUGCCGCAAACUCCUGCUAAGGCUCGGCCACCCGUGGAGAAAUCGAGUCCACAAACUUCUCACAACCGUACCAAGAGCCAUGCAGAUAUGUCUGGGAUAGGUGCACGCUUCAAUGGCAGCAACUCCUUGCUCACGAAGACCCCGCUACCUGUGGAGAGCCCGAGUCCAAGAACUUCUCACAGCCGUACCAAGAGUCAUGCGGAUAUCUCUGAGAUAAGUUCACGCUUCGACGGCAGUAACACUCCGUCCGCGAAGGCAGCUCGUCCAUUGUCAAUGGCAACCCUCACAAGAAGUGAUUCAAUGCGAGGCUCGCGCGACCGUCCGAAUGGCUCGAGCGCAAGCCAUGUUCACUUCAGUCCGCAUGUCGAACGCCCCGAUCUCCAAACGUUCCAGAAGUCAACUACUCGCCACCUUCGGACUCUAUCCAAGAUCGCACAGGAAGGUGAAGAGAAUCUGGAUUUCACCAUCAAAAGCCGGGAGCAAGAGGUAGCUGGGCUGCACGGCAGACGACGACUACAACGUUCGGACAGCGUCAAACCGGGUGCACAAAUGGUGAAGCCAGUCAGUGCUUGGGGUGCGAGUGCUUGGAUCGAUGCACAGCGACAGUUUCUUCAAGCCUAUGAGUACCUUUGUCAUAUUGGCGAGGCGAAGGAAUGGAUUGAAGAUAUCCUGCAGAACGAAAUUCCCCCCAUUGUUCACCUCGAGGAGGCGCUACGAGACGGAGUAACCUUCGCGGAGAUCGUGCAGGCACUGAAACCCGGCAAGCCGUUUAGGAUCUUUCGGCAUCCAAAGUUACAGUUCCGGCACUCGGACAACAUCGCCUUGUUCUUCAACUACCUGCACGAAGUGGAGCUUCCAGAGCUUUUCCGAUUCGAGUUGGUUGAUCUAUACGAGAAGAAGAACAUCCCCAAGGUCAUCUACUGUAUCCAUGCUCUGUCAUGGUUGCUGUACCGAAAGGGAAUCGUUGACUUCCGUAUCGGCAAUCUAGUCGGGCAGCUGCAAUUCGCAGACCAUGAACUCGAAGAAACGCAGAAAGGACUGGACAAGUCCGGCGUCGCCAUGCCGAACUUCUCAGGGAUGUCUGCCAAUUUCGGUGAACCAGAACCGGAGCCGGAGCCCGUGGAAACAGACGAAGAACGAAUCAAUCGCGAACUUGCCGAGAACGAACAGGUUAUCGUGGAUCUUCAGGCACAGAUUCGGGGGGCCACGACACGACUGAUGCUGGGCGACACGAUGCAGGUAUUCUGGGAUAAUGAAGACUGGACCGUCGACCUCCAGGCGCGAAUACGCGGUGACUUUGCGAGGCAGAUAUUCGAGUACCGGAUGGGGAUGUACCGGUCGGCUGUCGAACUUCAAUCCGCGAUUCGUGGCUAUCUCGCGAGAAGCCGGUUACAACGGACCCAGCAAAACUGGGAGCGAUGUGAGAAGCACAUCCUACAGUUACAGAGCCUCAUCCGUGCGAAAGCCGCCCGUGCAGACGUGAAGAUGAUCAAGACGGAGGUCAGAAGCCAUGAACAUGGUAUUCGAGAUAUCCAAGCGGCGAUUCGCGGUGCGCUCGCGCGAGCGAAGGUGGCCGAUCAGUACGAAGAGACGCGUGACGCGCAAACGGAACAAGGGGUUCAGUGGCUCCAGGCAGCCGUACGGGGCAUGCUUGCGCGGAAAUCGAUCGAGGCUCAGAUGGAUAUCAUUCACGACCGACGAACACAAACCCUGGUUACGAAACUCCAAGCGGCAGCAAGAGGCCAAGCAAAACGAAGGGAGCUAAAAGCAGUUGCUCAGAAGGUCCAAGAACAAAGUGCAAGUUGGGUUACAUUACAAUCUCAACGACGAGGCCAGCAACAACGACACUCGAUUCAGACUUUGAAGGAAGAAUUAAGCAGUAAUGCCCCCAUCUUCCGUUCACUGCAAGCUUGUUGUCGAGGGGCCGCAGCAAGGAAGCGACACGACGCCCUUCAACUAGCCUUGAAAGGCAGCCAACCUUCCAUUUCGCUUCUCCAGUGUUCAAUACGAGGCUAUCUACUCCGUUCAAAAGCUUUCGCUGACAAGAAGUCGCUUCAAGCCGCAUCAUCGAGCAUCGUCACAAUUCAGGCAGCCUCGAAAGGCUACUUGGAACGCCAACGGACAUAUGAUAUCAUUUGCGAGCUUGAGAACCAUGACGCAUCUGUCACUGAACUGCAAGCGAUGGCGAGAGGAAUGCUCAGCCGGAUCAGUGUUGGUCGAACCCUUACCAUGCUGGACGAAGUUGAAGAUACCAUCGUGGCGCUUCAAGCGCAUUCAUUGGGUAUGAUCAUCCGCCAGAGGUUUGCCCAGAAGAAGCGCUUCUAUGAGGAGAACAUGAAGAAGGUAGUCAAGAUUCAGAGCUUUGUCCGAGGGAAACAACAAGGCCAGGCAUACAAAACGCUUGUCGGCGGCAAGAACCCUCCUGUAGGGACGGUGAAGAACUUUGUCCAUCUUCUCAAUGACAGCGACUUGGAUUUCGAGGAGGAGAUCGAGAUGGAGAGAUUACGGAAGACCGUCGUCCAGCAUGUCCGACAGAACGAAAUGGCCGAGGUGUAUAUUGAUCAGCUGGACAUCAAGAUCGCUCUUCUGGUCAAGAACAAGAUUACCCUCGACGAAGUCAUCAAGCAUCAGAAACACUUCGGUGGACAUGUCGGCAACUUACUCUCAAACCGCGAUGUGGUGACAUCAAAAGAUCCCUUUGACCUCAAGGCCCUCAACAAAAACUCCCGACGCAAACUCGAACAUUACCAAGAACUGUUCUUCAUCCUUCAAACCCAACCACAAUACCUCGCCCGUCUCUUCAAGAAGUUCCGUGAGCAAGCCAUGCCCGAGCAGGAAUGCAAGCGCAUGGAACUGCUCAUGAUCGGCCUGUUCGGUUUCGCACAGAAGCGACGAGAAGAGUACUACCUCCUCAAGCUCAUCUCCCGCUCGAUCAAAGAAGAGAUCGACUCCUGCAACAGCAUCCAAGAAUACCUCCGCGGCAACUUCUUCUGGACCCGCAUCCUUACUAACUACAUCCGCUCCCCUCGAGACCGCAAGUAUCUUCGAGAUCUCCUCGGGCCUAUCAUCAAAGAAGACAUCGUCGAGACUGAAGGCUUGGACCUCGAGUCCGAUCCCAUGCAGAUUUACCGCUCCAUAAUCAAUAAUGAAGAGUUACGCACCGGCCAACGCAGUCGACGCGUACCCGAUGUUCCCCGCGAGGAAGCGAUCCGGGACCCCGAGACGCGGGAGACCUUUAUUCGACAUCUUCAAGACCUUCGAGAUAUCGCCGACCAUUUCUUCCAUCAGAUGGAAGACCAAAUCCAUCGGAUGCCGUACGGAAUACGCUUCAUUGCCCAGCAAACCUUCGAGCUGCUCUGUCAGCGGUUCCCAUCGGAGCCAAAGGAGGGCAUCCUUCAGCUCAUGGGCAAUUGGGUGUGGAAGACGUAUCUAUAUCCGGCGUUGACGCAGCCGGAGAACUGGAGCGUCGUAGAUCGUGGUCUCAGCCCGAUGCACAAGAGGAACCUGGGGGAGGUUGCGAAGGUUGUGGGCCAGAUUGCAAAUGGAAGGCUGUUUGGUGGAGACAACGUCUAUUUGCAGCCUAUGAACCCGUACAUCAGCGACUCCUUACCGCGUAUGGCGAAUAUUUGGGAGAGCAUGAUCACCAUUCGAGAGGCAGAGGCUCACUUCGAUAUUGAUGAGUUCAAUGACCUCUACGCAAGAACGAAGCCGACGCUCUAUGUCAAGCUUACCGAUAUCUUCGCGAUACAUCAGCUCAUUGCUCAGGACGUCUCGUUCCUGACGGGGGGCCAGGAUGAUGCACUGAGAGAAGUGAUUCGUGAACUCGGUAGCCCGAAAAAUAACGAGUCUGAAAUGAUCGGAGUCAGCUCGACUGAGAUCACUUUGACCCUGAAUCCCAAGCUGCAUGACAUGGAAGACCCCGACGCUGCCUUGAAGUCCCUGUUCAUGGAAACCAAACGCUGCAUCCUCUACAUCAUCCGCGUGCAAACUGGCGGCAGCCUUCUCGAAAUCAUGGUCCGCCCUAUCUCCGCCGAAGACGAUGAUCGCUGGACCGCCCUCGUCUCCGAAGAGGUUGCCCAGAAAGAGCGCGACCGCCGCCGCCACCGACGACACACCAAUACCUCGACCUCCGACGCCAUGAGCACCACAGGCCAUGCCACCUCUGCCCUCGACAUCACCGCCCUCACCUACGCCGAGCUCAAACGCACGGCGCUGGAAAACUUCGUCACGCUCGAACGACACGGUCGACUGAGCCGGCACAACAACUACCAAGACCUCCUCAACAGCAUUGCGUUGGACAUCCGCACGAAGCACCGACGACGCAUCCAGCGCACGCGCGAGCUUGAAGGCGUGAAGGCGACGCUGGCGGCGCUGGACGAGAAAUCCGAGUGGCUAGACAGCCAACUGAAGAGCUACAACGACUACAUCGAGCAGGCGAUGAUCACGCUGCAGAACAAGAAGGGGAAGAAGCGGUUCCUGCUGCCGUUCACGAAGCAGUACAACCACGAGAAGGAGCUGCAGCGCGCCGGUCGGGUGCCCAAGUUCGGGUCGUUUAAGUACUCGGCGCAGAAUCUGGCAAACAAGGGAGUGUUGGUGAGCUGGAAAGGGUACCAUGAGCGGCAGUGGGAGAAGAUCAACAUCACGAUUUCGAGCGAUCAGGUUGGGGUGUUUCAUGUCGAGGGGAGUGUUGGGAGCAUGAUGAUCCCCGGUGCCAGCGCGAUGGUGCCGUUGGAUGAUUUGCUGCAGGCGCAGUUUAACAAUUGUCAGUUUGUGAACUUGUUCGGGACGAGUGGGAAUGAUGCGACGGGGGGAAAGGGCGGGGAGGGAUCGUUACGGUUGAACGUGAACUUGUUGGUUCAUCUUCUGAUGAGGAAGUUCUAUCGGGACGAGUGAAGCGGUUGACUAUGAGGAGACAACCGCCCUCGUUGAAGUCGCUUCUGGCUGUUCGGAAUGGUUUCAUUGGCAGGCGUGUGCAUUGCUGAGGGUUUUCAAGGUUUUCUGCCCAUCUUACGUUGGACCAUGAGUAUGACGGGACAUAGAUGGACGACGAACAUUCGAUGACCUUGGUUUGUUUACAUGUACGCAUGAGUUAUAGAUGCAUAACUACCUGGCGGCGGCCAUGCUGCGACGCCCCAAAC
Messenger RNA from Eremomyces bilateralis CBS 781.70, 5773 nucleotides. Its product is annotated as RasGAP-like protein. The record is from RefSeq and is a predicted model, not a curated record. NCBI's taxonomy places the organism in Eukaryota, Fungi, Ascomycota, Dothideomycetes, Eremomycetales, Eremomycetaceae. The transcript is spliced from 3 exons. The coding region runs from base 303 to 5528 and encodes 1741 amino acids. Gene Ontology annotation, biological process: regulation of GTPase activity; regulation of actin cytoskeleton organization. Gene Ontology annotation, molecular function: GTPase activator activity; protein binding. Gene Ontology annotation, cellular component: cytoplasm.